Messenger RNA from Gilbertella persicaria, 894 nucleotides. RefSeq lists its product as uncharacterized. NCBI's taxonomy places the organism in Eukaryota, Fungi, Mucoromycota, Mucoromycetes, Mucorales, Choanephoraceae. The record is from RefSeq and is a predicted model, not a curated record. The annotation marks the transcript as partial. The transcript is spliced from 4 exons.
AAACUACCUAAACGGCAAGAGACACUAGGUCCUACUUCACCUAUUCAUGACUGGGAAGUAGAAAGAGCUACUAUACUCUCUGAACGUAAAGAGAGCAAAGAAAAAGCAGAACGCCUCGAAAAAGAACUUGAAAAGGAACGUCGAACGUAUGAAAAGAAUACAGCGAGUUUACUGAAAGAAGUCAAACUAAAAGAAGCAUUCAUGGAAAAGAAACUCAAAGAUGUAGAGGAACAGCUCAUGUCUCAAAUGCUAGAGUUGCAACAUAGCUUAGACAAUGAAAAACUUGCUCGGCACGAAGAAAUUACCAGUCUGAAAGCUCAGCAUGAACAAAUCUUGGAAGCCCAAGAUAAAAAAUACCUUCGUCGAUUGACAAGUCUUCAGGAACGAUUGAAUGCAAAAGACGAAGCGUACGCUGAACUUUUAGAAAAGUUACCAGAAUAUGUGCCUGAAACGAUUGAGUCCUUAAAAGUUGCCAAAACCAAGCAAGACACCGACGCUGAUUCAAUGCGGGAAUCUAAUUUCAACAGCAACCAUUCAGGCACGCAUCAACAAUCGUUAGAACCAUCUCAGCUACAGGCUUACAAAGUCCAGAUCGAACAACUCGAAACCAGUUGUGCAGAAGCACAAAAACAGUCUCAGAUACUCAAAAAGCGUCUUGAUCAAAUCACAGCUACACAUGAUGCUCAUGUUAAAGAACUCACAGAGAAAUUCAUGUCAGAAGCGCAACAUUCUGAAUUAACUAACCGAGCUCAGCUUCAAAACUUACAAUCAGAACAUGCUGACAUGCUGCGUGAACUGACAGCACAACAUGAGACUGAGAAAGAAGUAUGGCAAAUCAGUCAGCAUGCUGUAAUAGACGAGUUAAGACGCCAGUUAGAGUCAGAGAAGCAAGAG